Molecule: messenger RNA, 411 nt
Organism: Vanessa tameamea
Lineage: Eukaryota; Metazoa; Arthropoda; Insecta; Lepidoptera; Nymphalidae
Exons: 4
Coding region: 1-411 (136 amino acids)
Source: RefSeq, a predicted model, not a curated record
AUGUUAUCUCGAAGAGAAAAGUUAUUAGUGCAGCCUUGGGAAGAUCGUCGAUAUAAGGACCAUAGACAAAAGGUGCGCGGCGCGCGCGCGGCCGUGGACGCGGCCGCCCCGCCGGCGCGCCCGCACGUCGCGCUGAAGCUCAAGAAGUGCCAGCGCGAGCGCGAGCGCCGCGACAAGCUGUGCGCGGACAACUUCAGCCUGCUGCAGCGCCUCGCGCACGUCAUGGCCGUCAACCGCCUCGACAACCAUUGGGACCGACCGCUGCCUGACUGCCACCGGAAGGCGGGGCGGCGCUGCGCGCGCGACGCGCCCCCCCGCCCCCGCGCCCCCGCCGCGCGCUGCUUCGCUUGCGAGCACCGAAAACAGAGUCGUAUCACUCGCGCCUCGCCCCUUGAACCUCUCGCCGGAUAA